UUUCCGGUAGGUUUUGGCGGGUAUGGAGUACAUAUUGAGGACGCUAACGAAGAAGGAAGAAGUAGAUUCGAUAAUAAGGGAUACAAUCGACAAAGUAGUCGUCCUCCGUUUUGGCCGAUCUUCUGAUCCUCUUUCUCUCCAGCUCGACGACAUCCUAUAUAAAUCUGUGAGAGAGGUAUCCAAGUUUGCGACUGUGGCUUUAGUGGAUAUUGAUUCAGAGGAUGUUCAAGUUUAUGUCAAGUAUUUUGAUAUAACCUUAAUACCAUCAACCAUUUUCUUCUUCAAUGCUCAUCAUAUGAAGAUGGACUCUGGGAGUGCAGAUCACACCAAGUGGGUAGGAGCAUUUCAGAGAAAACAAGACUUCAUUGAUGUUGUUGAGGCAAUAUUUAGAGGGGCGAUGAAAGGCAAGCUCAUAGUGACUUGUCCCCUUCCCCCAGAGAGUAUACCAAAGUUUCAGCUGCUAUAUAAAGAUGUUUAGCAGACAGUUGGUCGCUGAACUGCAGGAUAAAACUCAGCAUCUUGAAAGCCGUUAUUUCUGGACGAGUAUAUGACCAUUAUUAACCUGUAAAAUGAAGAUGAGCGGGUUUCAGAUUUUCACUGAAACGGAGAAACUAUAUGAUUAGUUUUAUACGUGAGGAAGAGGAUGGCAACAGACUGAUGUAGUAGUCGAAUGUACAUGCAUGUCUUGUUGAAUUAAUGUAGAAUCAGGACGUUUUACUUCCUACAGCUGUGUAACGAACAGAAAGCAUCAAUUUCUGAUGGAGUAGAACAAUGCAAGUGAUAAACCUGAAGAACUUUUCUCGACUGCUAAUAAAAUUGUUUUUAGACAUGAA
Molecule: messenger RNA, 833 nt
Organism: Lycium ferocissimum
Lineage: Eukaryota; Viridiplantae; Streptophyta; Magnoliopsida; Solanales; Solanaceae
Exons: 5
Coding region: 23-478 (151 amino acids)
Biological process (GO): mRNA splicing, via spliceosome
Cellular component (GO): U5 snRNP; spliceosomal complex; U4/U6 x U5 tri-snRNP complex
Source: RefSeq, a predicted model, not a curated record